Messenger RNA from Penaeus vannamei (Pacific white shrimp), 1403 nucleotides. Lineage: Eukaryota; Metazoa; Arthropoda; Malacostraca; Decapoda; Penaeidae. The record is from RefSeq and is a predicted model, not a curated record.
AUGUUCAAAAGACUGUGGAUUCUAUUACUGUUGAUUUUGAACAGCCGGGAUGGCAAUGAAUACCAGAUGGGAAAGAAUCGCCCUAAUGGAUACACAUCAAUGCAGAUUUACGGACACGGUGCAGGUGCAGAACGUGUCGAUGGGCGUGAUCCUGUCCGGGAGUCCCUGGUUCUGCAGAGGGUGAGCCGGCAGAGGGCGGGUCACUACACCGCCACUGUGGUCAGCCAGCCCGUCCACCUCCAGAUCAAGUACAAACCCGAGUGUCAGACUUCCCCAACAACCUACUUCAUCUACGACAAGCCCAUCAACGUGACAUGCUCGGUGACGUCAUUCCCCCCCGUGAGAGCGAUCCAAUGGCAGUGGAACAGUAGCAAUGACGUCAUCAGCACCGAGCCAAUCACCGAGGAGGAAGAGCGUGUGUCGGCCCAGCUGACGGUCGAGCCGAUAAAAAGCCGCGAAGACCGAACGCUCACGUGCUGGGCGGUGAAUGAGAUGGGGAAGCAAUCAAGACCUUGUGGAUUCGCCGUAAAAGUCGCCCAGAUGCCCCUCCCGCUGUCCUCCUGUCGCCUGGCCAACAUCACAGCCUCCUCACUCAGCCUCACCUGCCAGCGACCCAACGUGGCUACAGCUGGCACCACCUUGUACCGCGCCGAGGUGUACUUCGACAACCGCACCCUCUUCGCCAACGUGACCUCAAACCGUCCCAACUUCAACGUGAGUCGCCUCGACGCCGGCACGAGCUACCAGAUCAAGGUGUACGUGAGUCACGGCCCCGUCACGUCGCAGCCCGUCGUCGUGUCGGCCUACACGUCGCGCACCUCCAGGACCGCGCCAGGAUCCCACGAGAGCAGCAGCUCCGUGGGCGAGGUGGUGGGCGGCCUGGCGGUGGCGCUUCUCCUCCUCGCGGGCGGGGUCUGGGCGAGGCAGUACUGCAGGAAGCAAAGCAGGGCGAAGAAGCACGAGCCGAGAGUACCGUCCGACGAGAGUAACCCUGAUGUUGUGCCAACUACAGUCGAAGAGACCCUGGACCUCCUAGCAGCCGGAGCCGCCAAGACUGAGAUGCCAAUUCUUACUCCUGUUUACGAAGCUAUGAACGCCUCACUCCAGGAGGUCGUGCCCAAGCAAACCCUGGCAUCCGCGAGGUGUACAGUGGCAUGAGGACGCAACACAAAGAACUCGAAGAAUACCAGGAGCUCCGAGUGCAACAUAGCGACGACUACCCCGACGUGAGCUUGCAACACAAGGAUAGCGAGGAGCAGUACCACGCAGGGAGGAUGCAGGGACAGGAGAAUGAGCAACAGCAUGGGGGAAAGGGCAAGCUUUAUUGUCCUGUGGAUCAACUCAUGCAAGCUGCAGAGACGGUGGUAUGAGGAGGUCAGUGUCGGUGAGGCAGGAAAUGAGAA